CAUACAAGUCACCGUGUUGCCAUUGAAUAGCAUGGAAUUAAACCUUGUUCAGUGUAUAUGUUUUGUGGUCUUACGUGUUUUGUGCCUUCUUCAGUGUAUAUGUUUUGUGGUUUGUGGUUAUAGCCUGUGGUUACAGCAUUAUUUUUAAAAGUGGUGCAAGUUAUUUGAAUAGUUGUAUCUAGUAAUAAAGUUAAGAAAAAAUGGUGAUAGGUGCCUUUCCUGCAGCUAAAUUAGGGGCUCUGUUGCUAAAACAAAUAAGUAAGCCAAUAGCAAAUGUUGUAAAGAAUCAAGCGAAGAGUAGUCCAAUUUUUAGGAAAUACGUGUGUAUGCCACCAGCUCAGUUUUACAACUGGUGUGAGGUGAAAGCAAAAAUGUGGAUAUUGAAUCUUGGGAAACCUGUGAACAUACCAGUCCUCAGUGAAUCCAUGGCCAUAGAGUUAGGAGCCAAUCUUCUAGGUGAGGCUGUUAUAUUUUUAAUAGCUGCUGGGAUUUUGAUCUCAGAAUAUAACAGGUCUGUAAAGAAAGAGGCAGCCAAGGAAGAAGCAAAAAAACAGGAGAUGAGGGACCUGCAGAGUACUAUUGGGGAGCUCUUCAUUCAUACCGAGGAACAUGAUGCACAGAUAAGGGAGCUCACAAGGAAAAUACAUGACAUAGAGACACUCCUAGGUCGAAAGCCUGAUAAGCCAAAUCCAAAAGCACCACCACCGUUGCCAAAAUCGGUACAACCAUCAGAAACUGAAGUAGAAAAAUCAAAAGAAAAUGACCCUAUUACAAUGUACCCAGAUAUUGAAGAUGGACAACGUACAGACGACGAACAGUACACUACUAUUCACAAGUCGAUCAGUCCCGAUGAAAUGUUCAGCAAGAGGGGAAAUCUAGUUUUCAGAGCUGUGGAAGAAAUAGAAGACCAGUUCUGGGGUUAUCCGUACUUAGAACAGCAACAUAGCAUUCUUAUACUUAGUUUAUAUCACUUAGGUCAAGUAUUCAAAUGGGAAUGAUGAAAAAUACUCACUAGGAGAAGUUUUUAUUCAUCGCCGAUUCAGAGUAUAAUGUUAAACUGCGUAGUUUUCAAAAAUGUACAUAGAGAGUAUAACUGUGUUUUAAAUAUAAGAGAUGUGUCAACCGACAAAGCAACAUUUAAAAUUACUAUACAAUAUCUUUUUGAAGUUGUUGAUUGAAUAAAUGUAUGGGCAUAAGUUUUGCGAAAUUUUGCAGAUUUUCUAUGAUCCAAGGAAAACUAGGGAAAAAAUAAUGAAGCUGAAAACUUGAGCGGACUUUUGACAUUCUAUAACUUGGCUCAAAAAUCUGAUGCAAUCUUGAGUCGGCGUCUUAUCUUUUGUCAAGAUCAAAUGUCACAAAAACCGUCUUUCUUUUGCAACUAUUUAUUGUGAAGAAAGUGUUAUCAAGCAAUAAUGAUUUUAGUAGUUCCUUGUUGGCAUCAGAUUUCAAGUACAAGGAAUUAUUCUAUGACCCUCUGUUCUGGUCUGUGGGUGUUCGCUAUAAAAGGUUUGAUUUCAAGCUGUACUAUGACAGGUACCAAAUAAAAAAUGUGUUAAAUAGGGAAAACGCCAGAGGAACAUCAAAUUUAGCUGUAACUCUGGCAAAUAAUAGCAAAUUACCUAAACCUAAUUAUUUUUCAGUACUAUAGUAAUAUAUAUAUAUAUAUAUAUAUAUAUAUAUAUAAAGAGAAUAUGAUCAUGCGGAGAAAAGUAUAUAACAACAAGUAGGAAAAUAAUGGGC
Messenger RNA from Acanthoscelides obtectus, 1740 nucleotides. NCBI's taxonomy places the organism in Eukaryota, Metazoa, Arthropoda, Insecta, Coleoptera, Chrysomelidae. The record is from the annotation of a GenBank genome assembly.